Molecule: messenger RNA, 264 nt
Organism: Eutrema salsugineum
Lineage: Eukaryota; Viridiplantae; Streptophyta; Magnoliopsida; Brassicales; Brassicaceae
Product: defensin-like protein 147
Exons: 2
Source: RefSeq, a predicted model, not a curated record
AUGAAGAAACCCUUUCAGCUCUUGUUUACUAUUCUAACUAUCUUCAUCAUUAUUGUGCAAGGGGUAGUGGGGAAUGUGCAGCAACGACAACACAACCGAUGUAUCCCACUUAAGGCAUAAACUGGAUUUUGUGUUCUCCAAGAAUGUGAGUCUCUGUGUAAGAAGAUGGGUAACAAAUUAGAGGGUAUUUGCUGGGGGCAUAAUGCCCAAGGAAAAAACCCAAAGACGUGCCAUUGCUGUGGUUUGUGGCCUCCUGGUUACUAA